Messenger RNA from Dictyostelium discoideum AX4, 7968 nucleotides. RefSeq lists its product as hypothetical. Gene Ontology annotation, molecular function: acyltransferase activity; 3-oxoacyl-[acyl-carrier-protein] synthase activity; oxidoreductase activity. Bases 1 to 7968 code for a protein of 2655 amino acids. Gene Ontology annotation, biological process: fatty acid biosynthetic process. The record is from RefSeq and is a predicted model, not a curated record. The transcript has 6 exons. NCBI's taxonomy places the organism in Eukaryota, Evosea, Eumycetozoa, Dictyosteliales, Dictyosteliaceae.
AUGAUUGAAAGUCAAAGGGAAUUUAAUUGUAUUGGUGGUGAUAAUCAGAAUGGUGUCGCAGUUAUUGGUGUAGGUUUUAAAAUCCCAUUAGAUCUAGAAAAUUGUUUAUCAAGUCCAAGUGAAUUAUAUUCAGCAUUAUUUAAUGAAUUUGAUAGUGUAACAAAGAAUACAAGUUCACGUUGGUCUGAUAACUAUUUUAAAAAUGGUGAUAUUGUUAGUCUUAGUGCAGGUUUAUUACCACUCAGAGAAAUUAAAUCAUUUGAUCCAACUUUUUUCGGUAUUAAUCCAUCCGAUGCAGAUUUAAUUGAUCCUCAACAAAGAUUAUUAUUAAAAUGUGUUUGGAAUGCAUUAGAAGAUGGUGGUAUUGACCCAAUCAGUAUUCGUUCAUCAGAUACUAGUGUCUACAUUGGUUGUUCAACUAUUGACUAUUUUCUUUUAAAUAGAAAUCCUGUUGAUCCUCAUAAUCAUGGUAUUCAAACCGCAAGUUAUUCAAUUCCAAAUAGAAUAUCAUAUUGCUUUGAUUUUAGAGGUGAAAGUUUGUUUGUUGACACUGCAUGUUCAUCAUCACUAAAUGCAGUUCAUCUUGGUUACAAUUCAAUUAUAAAUUUAAAAUCAAAAUUAUCAAUUGUUGGUGGUUCCAAUUUAAUUUUAGAUCCACAAAAUAGUAUUUUUUUUUCUAAACAACAGGUGAAUGGUCCAAGUGGUAAAUGUAAUAGUUUUUCAGAAGAAGCAGAUGGCUUUGUUCGUAGUGAGACAGUUGGUGUAGUAGUAUUAAAGAAUUUAAAAGAUGCAAUUAAAGAUGGUGAUAGAAUUUAUUGUGUAAUUCAAGGUUCAAAUUCAAAUGUUGACGGAAAUUAUGAAAAAUUAAAUUAUAUUUCACCUUCAAAAUUAUCACAAGCUGAAAAUAUUACCAAAGCAUUAAAAUCAACAAAUGGUGCGGUGAAUGCAUCUGAUAUUGAUUAUUUCGAAUGUCACGGUACUGGUACACCAACUGGAGAUCCAAUCGAAUUAGAAGGUAUAUCAAUUGCAUUAAAUAGAACUCAACAAUCUACAACAUUAUCAAAUCCACUUUUAAUAGGUUCAAUUAAAUCAAAUAUUGGUCAUGGUGAGGCAAGUAGUGGUAUAGCCAGUUUAAUUAAAUGUUGUGUAAUGUUUAAAUAUCGUCAAUUUUUACCAAAUAUUAAUUUCAAAACACCAAAUCCAUUAAUCAAAUUUAAAGAAUGGAAUUUAAAAGUUGUAACUGAACCAGUUCCAUUCAAUAAUAAUAAACAAACUAUUAUGGCAAUUAAUAAUUUUGGUGUUUCUGGAUCAAAUUGUUGUAUUAUUUUAUCAGAAUAUAAAAGUAAUAACAACAAUAAUAAUGAUUUUAAAGCAACAACACAUUUAAAAUCAAAGAAAUUUAUUAUACCAUUUUCAUCAAAUUCCUCAACAUCAUUAGACAAUUAUAAAUCAUUACUUUCAAAUGAAACAAAUAAUUUUCAAGAUUUUGUUAUUAAACAAAUUAAUAAUAAAUCAACAUCAUUAAUUCAAAGAUCAGUAAUCAUUGCAAGUAAUUGGAGUGAAUUUAAUGAGUCAUCAAAUGAAAUUCAAUCAAAUAUUAAAAAAUCAAUUAUAUCUAAUAUCACAAUUAAAAAAAAGAAUGCAGUUACAGUAUUUGUAUUUUGUGGUCAAGGUUCGCAAUAUAAUAAAAUGGCAUUAUCAUUAUAUGAAAAUGAACACAUUUUCAAAUCAACAAUGGAUAAAUUAGAUAAAGAACUAUCCAAACACUAUGGGUAUUCAAUUUUAGAAAAAUUAAGAUCAAUUACAGAUGAAGAUUUAGUAACAAUUCAUCAACCAAUUUUAGCAAUUCCAGUUAAUGUAAUGGUUCAAGUAUCUCUAUAUGAAUUGUAUAAACAUUGGGGUAUUAAAUCAGAUAUUAUGGUUGGUCAUUCGUUUGGAGAAAUCGCUUGCUCUUAUUGCUCUGGUAUGGUUGAUUUUAAAACAUUAUGUUAUUUAACAUACCACAGAUCAGUAGCUCAGAAUAAAACAAUUGGAUCAGGUAAAAUGUUAUCAAUUAAUAUUGGUGCUAAAGAAUACUUGGAUUCUUAUUCAACUAAAUAUCCAUCGGUAGAAAUCGCAUGUUAUAAUAGUGAAACAUCAAUCGUUAUUGCAGGCAAUGAAGAAUUAUUAAAUGAAAUUUCAAAAGAUUUAAAAUCAAAAGAUAUUUUUACAGCAAUGUUACCAUCAUUAUCAGCAUUUCAUACAACACACCAAUCAGUUAUUAAAGAUGAUAUUUGCUCAUUGAAUUUUAAAUCGACAUUAUCAAAAAUAACAGUAUUUUCCACAGUCACAUCUAAUCAGUUUGGUAUUAAUAAUAAUAAUAAUAAUAAUAAUAAUCAACUUAAUUCAAAUUACCUUUUUCAAAAUGUUAUUCAACCAGUUAAAUUUAGUGAGACAAUAUCAAAUAUAUAUAAAUACAUUGAAUCAAAUGAUAUGGGUAAUGAAAUAACAUUUAUUGAAAUUGCACCACACCCAACAUUACAAUAUUAUUUAAAUCAAAUGAAGUCACAACAAUCAGAAUACUUUAAUAAUGGUGAAAAGAUUUCAAUCUAUUCAGCAUGUAAUAAAAAGAAGAAUGAUUAUAAUGAAUUUUUAAAAACAAUUUCAACAUUGUUUGUAAAUGGUUAUAAUAAUAUUAAUUUUAAAUCUCAAAUUAUUAAUAAUAAUAAUAAUGAUAAUAAUAAUAAUUUUAAUUUACCAUUAUAUCAAUGGGAUGAUAAUGAAUAUUAUAAAAUUCAUCCAACAUGGAAAAAAGCAAAUAAAAAUGGACCAUCAAUUAAUCAUCUUGGAAAUCUAAAUGAUUCUUCAAUUAAAUCAUUUAAAACCUAUAUUAAUACAAGAAAACCACAAUUCCAAUGGUUAAAAGGUCAUUCUUUAAAAGGAAAAGUUGUAUUCCCUGGUAUGGGUUAUAUUUCAAAUUUACUCUCAGUUUAUAAUAUGAACCAAGAUAUUACAAUUAAUGAAAUUCAAUUCAAAAGUGCAUUUAUUUUAGUCGAUGGUGUUAAUAACUGUUUAGAGACAUCGAUUGUACCAUUAACAAAGAAUGAAUUCAAUAUUAAAUUUCAUUUUAAAGAUUUAAAAACAAAUAAAUGGGUAUUAUGUGCAAAUGCUAAUUAUAGUUUAUUUAAACAUAAUGAUAAUAAUGAUAAACUUGAUAUUGAAAAAUUAAAAUCUAAUUGUAAUUAUACAAUAAUUUCAAAAGAUGAAUUAUAUAAUAAUAUUAGAGCUAAAAGUGGAUUGAUUUAUAAAGGUUUAUUUCAAGGUGUUAAAGAAGCUUUCAUUGGUAAUAGAUGUUCGUUAACAGUUUUAUCAUUAAAUGAAAUUGAAAACCAACAAGAGUUUAAACAUUUAUUAGAGAAUAGAAACUUCAAUUCAUUAUUUAAUACAGCAAUUUUAGAUUCAUGUUUACAUGGUUCACUUCACUCAAAAGAACAAUCUCAAAUUUAUUUUGACAAAUGUGAAGGUUUUAAAUAUUAUUCAAACAAUAUUAAUUUAGCAACUUCGAAAAGAAAUGAGUACAAAGAGAUUAAUGUUUAUAUUGAAACGAAUCCCGUGAUCAAUUCAACAGUUAUUGUAAGUUUAAAAAUUAUGUUACCAGAUGGAACAUUAUUAAUUGAAAUUCAAAAAGUAGUUUGUAAAUCAUCAAUACCAAUUAUUGAUAGUACCUCAGUUAUUCAACCAUCACCAAAAGAUUUACACACACCAUAUUAUCAACCAAAAAACUCAUUAAUUAAACCACCACAAUCAUUUAAACAUUUACAUUGUAUGAAAGAAUUUGCAAGUAUAGAAUCUGAUAAUAGAGAAAUGGUGUAUAUGUCAAUUUAUCAUUUAAUUUUUAAAGCCAUCAAUGCUAGAUCUCCAACAAAAAUCAAUUUAGAAUCCCUUGAAAAUUUAACAUUAGAUCAAUUUAAAGAAUUAAUAAAAGACAGUGCAGCAAAUAUUCAACGUUCCAAUCAAUUUAUAUAUGAAUGUUUAAAACUAUACCAUACAAAUCAUUCAAAUUAUAAAAAAAAUCAAAUUAAAGAUUUUAUUAAAGAAUGUGAAGAUUUUAAUGGAUAUAAUCAAAUAAUUUUUAAAACAAUUAAAAUCUAUGCAAAAUCAUUAUUCCCAUUACCAGAUGACGAUCCAUUUACAGAUACAAUUCAAUCAUUGUUUGAAGAUGAUCAAUUAGAAAACGUUUACAUCCAUUUAAAACACCUUUAUCCAGUAAACAAUUUAUUAAGUGAAAUCGUUUUUCAAUCAAUUAAACCAAUAAUAAAUCAAACAUCAACAUUUAGAAUUUUAGAAAUAGGAGCAGGUUAUGGUACAAUCUCACAAUUAAUAUUUGACAAACUCGAACAACUAUUAGCAGAUAAUUUCACAUCAUCAAGAAUUGAUAUAGAAUAUACAUUUACUGAUAUUUCAAAUACUUUCUUACCAAGAGCAAAAGAGAGAUAUUCAAAAUAUAAAAGAUUCAACAUAAUUUACAAACUCUUAGAUUUAGAACUUCCUUUAACAGAGGGAAUUCAAGAUUUUAGACCAUUAUAUUAUGAUAUAGUUGUUAUGUCAAAUGUUUUACAUGUUGUAAAAGAUAUUAAUUUCAGUACAAAUGAAAUCUAUAAAGUUUUAAAACAAAAUGGUCAAUUAAUAUUUGUAGAACCAACAUAUAAAAAUUUAUAUCUUGAUACUAUAUUUGGCAUAUUUCCACAAUGGUGGUCAUUUAAUGAUGAUAUUAGAACUGAUAGAUGUUGUCUUGAACCUUCAAAAUGGUUUGAAUUUUUAGAAACAAUUAAUUUUAAAGAUACAAUUAUUUUGGGUCAAGAUAACAAAGAAAUCUUGAAAAAUGUUGAAAAUUCAAUAAUAUUAGUACAAACUAGAAAACCAUCACAACUUGAAUUAUCGAUAAAUAAUUCACCAUCAACCAACCAAUUCAAAUCUUUUGAAAACAUAAUAUUAUAUACUGAUGAUAACCAACAACCAAAUGAUUGUAGUGAAAUUAUCGAUUUAUUAAAAUCAUUAGAACUACCAAUUAAAAUAAUUAACAAUAUAGACCAAUUUAAUCAAAUUAUUAAAACACAAUAUAAUAAUAAUAAUAAUAAUAAUAAUAAUAAUAAUAAUAAUAAUAAUAAUAAUAAUAAUAAUACUAAUAACAAUUUAAUAAUAUUUUUAAAAUCAGUUAAUCAAUUAAAUACUAAUAAUUAUAAAGAUAUUACAUUUGAAUAUGUUCAAAUCAAUCAAAUUUUAGUAAAAUUAGAACUUGAAGAAAAUUAUAAAUUAUUAUUAAUAACUAAUAAUUCUCAAUCAAGUAAUUAUUUAUCAAAUUCAUUAAUUGGUACAUCAAGAUAUUUAUUUGCAGAUAUAGUAUCAUCAAAAUUAGAUAUUAUUACAAUUGAUUUCGAUACCGUUUCAAUUAAGAACCAUCAAAAUGUUAUAUCAGUUAUUAACCAUUUAUUAGAUUCAAAAGAUAAUAGUGAAAGAGAAUAUUAUAUUAUUAAUAAUGAAAUUAAUAUUGAAAGAUAUAAAAAUGAAUCAAAUAUUAAACAUCAAUUAAAAUCAAAAACCUUUCAAGAAAAUAAAGAUGAAUUAAUGGUACAAUUAGACUCAAAUUUAGAAUAUAGAUUAAAAUCAAAAUCAAAACAAGAAUUAAAAUCAACUCAUGUUGAAAUUCAAGUUAAAGCAAUUGGAAUUAAUUAUAAAGAUUAUGCAACUUACAGUGGUUUAAUCGAUUCAAUCAUAGAAAUUGAUAAAGAUAAAGAAAAGGAUGAAAAUUAUGACCAAAAUUAUCCAAGUAUUGGUAAUGAUUUUAGUGGUGUAAUUACAAGAAUUGGUAGUGAUGUUAGAAAGUUUAAAGUUGGUGAUGAAGUAUGUGGUUUAGCACCUAAAACAUCCGCUUCACAUAUUAUCACUGAAGAAGGUUAUCUUUGUAAGAAACCAUCAAACAUUAGUCACUCUGAAGCUGCAUCAUCAGUAACAGUUUACACAACAUCAUUUCAAAGUAUUUAUAGCAUUGGUGAUUUAAAGAAAAAUGAAACCAUAUUAAUUCAUUCAGGUAGCGGUGGUAUUGGUUUAUCUGCAUUGGAAAUAUUAAAAUGGAAAAAUCAUCAAGGUUACAUAUUUGCAACUGUAGGCUCUGAAGAUAAAGUUAAAUAUUUAACAGAUACCUAUGGUUCAUUCAUAACUGGUAUAUAUUCAUCCAGAGAUAAGGACUAUCAAGAUCAAAUUAAAGAGAAAUUAAAAUCAUUAGGUUGCGAUAUCGAUCAUCAAGGAGUAGAUCUAAUAUUGAAUACACUAUCAGUAGAGUACAUGGAUUCAAAUUUUAAAUGUUUAAAUCAAAAAGGUAGAUGUAUUGAUCUUUCAAUCACUCAUUUAACUCCAUUUGAUUAUAUGGAUUAUAAUAAAUUCAAAUUCAAUGUUUCCUAUGGUAAUAUUGAACUUGUUGUAUUACCAUCCAAAAUUAUUAAAGAUCAUUUAAAAAAGAUGCUUAAAGCCUUUUCAUUAGGUAGUUUAAGAUUUAUACCUAUUGUUGAAUUUUCAAAUUUGAAUAUAAGAAAUGCAGUCGAAUACAUUAAUCAACGUAAACAUAUUGGUAAAAUUGUAGUAAAGAAUGAUGUUGAUUUUAUAAAUAAAUUAUUUAUUGAACAACAACAACAACAAAACUCUGUUGAAAAUAAUGAAAUUUUAAUGAAAGAUAAAUAUGAUAUUUCAAAUUUAGAACUUGGUAAAAAUAUAUUAUUAACUGGUCAAACAGGUAUUAUUUUAACUAUAUUAAAAUGGUUAUAUAAACAUUCAAAUAAUUCAAUUGAAAAUAUUAUUAUAAUUUCCAAAUCAAAAUUAAAAUGGGAAUUAGAAUUAUUUAUAAAUGAAUCAACUAAUAAUAGAAUUAAAAUUCAUUAUAAACAAGCUGACGUUGGUAAUAAUAAUGAAUUAAAUCAGUGCUUUGAAGAAUUAAGAUUACGACAUUCAAUUGAAGAUAUUAAUUCAAUUUUCCAUUUUGCAUUUAUUAAUGAUAUUGGUCAAUUUGAAGAUGUUAAUAUGAAUCGUAUGGAUAUCGCUCAUCAUGCUAAAGCAAUUGGUUCACUUAAUUUACAUAACCAAUCUAUUGAACGUAAAUGGAAUAUUAAACAAUUUGUAUUGGCAUCUUCGGCGUUAUCAGUAUUUGGUGGAGACAACCAAUGUUGUUAUAUCAGUGCUUGUUCAGUUUUAGACUCCUUAUCAAAGUAUAGAAAAUCAAUUGGUCUUCCAUCUUUAUCAAUUAACUUUGGUGGUGUAACAUCAACUGGUUUCGUAUCUCGUAGUGGUGCUGUCGAAGCUAACCUUGAAAGUUCUAUUAUCAAUUUAAUUACACCACAAUCAUUAAUUUCUUCAUUGGAUUUAUUUAUUCAAAACUCUCAAACCUUUUCAAACUAUACUCAUUUCAAUUUCAUAUAUGAUAAUAUAGAAUCAUAUUCACUCAACAGAAUGUUAUUUAAAUUUGACUAUUUAAUCAACCAACAUUCCUCAUUAGUUUCAAAUAAAAGAUUAGGUGGAAUAAAUGAAAAUAAUAAUAUUGGUGAUUUAUUAGUAUCAAAAAUUGGUGAACUUUUAUCAAUUGAGCCAUCAAAAUUGAAUUUAGAUUUUAGAUUAGUUGAUUAUGGUUUAGAUUCAUUGGUUAUCGUUCAACUUAAAAAUUUUAUUGAUAAACAAUUCCAACCUCAUUUAAUUUCAAUUUUACAAUUACAAAAUAAUAAAAUCUCAACAACAAUAGAAAUUAUAAUCAAAGGAUAUAAUAAUAAUCAAAAUAAAAAAAUUAAAAAUGAACAAUCAAAUGACAUUCCAAGUGUAGUUCAAAAAGAAACUAUCAAAGAUAACAAUGAAAAUAAAGACGAUAUAAAAAUCGAUAUGGAUGAUAAAAAAGAAAAUUUAAAAGGUAAAAAAGAGAAUAUUGAUGACAAAAAAGAAAAUAACAAUUAG